Corylus avellana is the source of this 3808-nucleotide messenger RNA. RefSeq names its product starch synthase 3 (gene SS3). Gene Ontology annotation, molecular function: alpha-1,4-glucan glucosyltransferase (UDP-glucose donor) activity; starch binding. Lineage: Eukaryota; Viridiplantae; Streptophyta; Magnoliopsida; Fagales; Betulaceae. The record is from RefSeq and is a predicted model, not a curated record.
AAUUUUAUUAUAUUUCUUUAAAUAUCUUAAUUUGUUGUUAUUUAAUUAUUGCAAAUGCACAAGUUCAGAGAGAGAUCAAUUACUGGGAUCAAGGAGCAAUCAGAGGAUGUUUUUGCUGAUUCAUAAAGAGGAGGAAGAAGAAGAACCUUGAAUAACAUUCUUGAGAACAACCAUGGAUGUGGCUUUGCUGGCACAGAGGCCACUCAGUUGCAGAACAGUGUUCAAUCAGAGAAGACACUUGGAGCUCAAACCUUUUCUUGGGUUCUUUCCUCAUGGAAGAAUUACUCAUUUCUCUCAGUCUUCUUCGUGGCAAAAAGAGUGCCAGGGAGUUGGGGUUACUGCUAGUGCAGGGAGGAGACCGAAGAAAAUGUCAAAUGCGAGGCCUAAAGGCCCUGCUCCAGACGGACUCACGCCAAAAACCCCGGUGAGAACGAGUACCCAGAAGAGGGACCAAACAAAUAAUGAAGAGAAAGAGGGCUCAAUUGAAGCUACUGGAGAAACCAAUGAUAUUUCAGAUAUUGCUGUGAGAAAUCAAGUGUUGAAAAAUGUAAGUAUAGCUAGAGUCGAUAAGGAUGCGGUAGAGUUACAGAAGACGGAAACAUAUUCCGGAAGUGAUAUUGAGAACAUUCCUGAUAGAAUGGCUUCAGAAGGAAGACACCUGGAUGACAGAAAGACUGAUGACGCUACAAAAGAAAAAAGCGCUGAAACUGAUGAAAAGAUGAUUGAAGAAGUAUCUCUAAAGUUACAGUUGGAGAUGGAAGCGAAUUUGCGUAAGGAGAAAAUUGAGAUGCUGGCUGAGGAGAACUUAUCAAGAGGGAACAAGAUGUUUGUUUUUCCGCAACUGGUGAAACCUGAUCAAGAUAUAGAAGUUUUCCUUAAUAGGAGUCUCUCCACUUUAAAUAAUGAGCCAGAUGUUCUCAUAAUGGGAGCCUUCAAUGACUGGAGAUGGAAAUCUUUCACAAUGAGGUUAAAGAAAACACAUCUGAAAGGGGACUGGUGGUCCUGCCAAGUUCAUGUUCCCAAGGAAGCCUACAAGAUGGACUUUGUUUUUUUCAAUGGGCAAAAUGUCUAUGACAAUAAUGAUACAAAGGAUUUCUGUGUAACUGUUGAAGGUGGAAUGGAUGUGUUCAACUUUGAAGAUUUCUUGCUCGAGGUGAAACAUAAGGAACUAGAGAAACUUGCUAAGGAGCAAGCUGAAAGGGAAAGACAAAUAGAGGAACAGAGACAAAUAGAAGCAGAGAGAGCUGCACAUGAAGCUGAUAGAGCGCAGGCAAGGGAGGAGACUGAAAAAAGGCGAGAAGUUUUGAAAAAGUUUAUGAAAAUGGCUGCAAGGUCUGUUGAUAAUGUUUGGUAUAUAGAGCCUAGUGAGUUUAAAGGUGAAGACUUGGUCAGGUUAUAUUAUAAUAAAAUUUCUGGCCCCCUUGCUCAUUCGAUGGAACUUUGGAUUCAUGGGGGGCAUAAUGGUUGGAAGGAUGGAUUGUCCAUUGUUGAAAGGCUUGUCAGCUUUGAAGAAAAGAAUGGCGACUGGUGGUAUGCUGAUGUUGUUGUACCAGAUCGAGCACUUGUCUUAGAUUGGGUUUUUGCUGAUGGACCACCUCAGAAUGCCGUUGUGUAUGAUAACAAUCAACGCCAGGAUUUCCAUGCCAUUGUCCCAAAAGGCAUUCCGGAAGAACUGUAUUGGGUUGAGGAAGAACAAGAGAUAUUUAGGAAACUCCAAAAGGAGAGGAGGUUAAGAGAAGAGGCUGUACGUGCCAAGGCUGAAAGAACAGCACAUAUGAAAGCCGAAACGAAGGAAAGAUCUUUGAAAAGAUUUUUGCUAUCUCAAAAGCACAUAGUCUACACUGAGCCUCUCGAUGUUCAAGCAGGAAGCACGGUGACAGUUUUCUAUAAUCCUGCCAACACAGUUCUGAAUGGAAAGCCUGAAGUUUGGUUCAGAUGUUCAUUUAACCGUUGGACCCACCGCAAGGGUCCCUUACCACCUCAGAGAAUGUUGUCUGUGGAUAAUAAUACUCAUGUCAAAGCCACUGUCAAAGUUCCAUUGGAUGCAUACAUGAUGGAUUUCGUAUUCUCUGAGAAAGAAGAUGGUGGAAUUUUUGAUAACAAAAAUGGCACGGAUUAUCACAUACCUGUGUUUGGAGGAAUUGCUAAGGAGCCACCAAUGCACAUAGUGCAUAUUUCUGUUGAAAUGGCUCCCAUUGCAAAGGUUGGAGGCCUUGGUGAUGUUGUCACUAGUCUAUCUCGUGCUGUUCAAGAUUUGAAUCACAAUGUGGACAUCAUUCUUCCAAAGUAUGACUGUUUGAACCUUAGCAAUGUGAAGGACUUUCAAUACAACAGAAGCUAUUCCUGGGGUGGGACUGAAAUUAAAGUAUGGUUUGGGAAGGUGGAAGGCCUUUCUGUCUACUUUUUGGAGCCCCAAAAUGGUUUUUUUUGGGCAGGUUUCAUAUAUGGCGGUAGGAAUGACGCAGAGAGGUUUGGUUUCUUUUGCCAUGCUGCUCUUGAAUUUCUUCUCCAAAGUGGAUUUCAUCCUGAUAUCAUCCACUGCCAUGAUUGGUCUAGUGCACCAGUUGCGUGGUUGUUUAAGGAGCAUUACGUGCAUUAUGGUCUCAGUAAAGCUCGGGUGGUCUUCACAAUCCAUAACCUUGAAUUUGGGGCACACUUCAUUGGGAAAGCUAUGAAAUACUCAGACAAGGCUACAACUGUAUCUCACACUUACUCAAAGGAGAUUGCUAGAAAUCCUGCAGUUGCUCCCCAUCUCUAUAAGUUCCAUGGUAUCUUGAAUGGAAUUGACCCUGAUAUAUGGGACCCCUAUAAUGAUAAGUUCAUUCCUGUAUCGUACACUUCGGACAAUGUUGUUGAAGGUAAAAGAGCUGCCAAGGAAGCCUUGCAACAAAUGCUUGGUUUGAAAACAUCUGAUCUCCCUUUAGUAGGAGUUAUCACUCGCUUAACUAAUCAAAAAGGAAUCCAUCUCAUCAAGCAUGCCAUCUGGCGCACCUUAGAUCGCAAUGGACAGGUUGUAUUGCUUGGUUCAGCCCCAGAUCCUCGUGUUCAGAAUGACUUUGUCAAUUUGGCCAAUCAACUGCAUUCUAUUCAUGGUGACCGUGCUCGCCUUUGUUUGACGUAUGAUGAGCCUCUCUCACACUUGAUAUAUGCUGGUGCUGACUUCAUUCUAGUCCCUUCAAUUUUUGAGCCAUGCGGACUGACCCAGCUUAUCGCAAUGAGAUAUGGUUCAAUACCAGUUGUUCGAAAAACUGGAGGACUUUAUGACACUGUAUUUGAUGUUGACCAUGAUAAAGAGAGAGCACAAGCACAUGGUCUUGAACCAAAUGGAUUUAAUUUUGAUGGAGCUGAUGCUGCUGGUGUUGAUUAUGCUCUCAAUAGGGCAAUCUCUGGUUGGUUUGAUGGUCGGGAUUGGUUUAACUCAUUAUGCAAGAGAGUGAUGGAGCAAGACUGGUCUUGGAACCGGCCAGCUCUUGACUACAUGGAGCUUUACCAUGCAGCACGCAAGUGAAACAAGAUUUGAUUAGACAUGAAGAUUCAGAUGGAAUUCAAUAUUCUUUCACACUUUUGUACAGGUUUAGUUAUGUCUUGAUCAAAUUUUUCUCAUUAAAUUGCUUUAUUUAGUUGCACAUAAUCCACCGUUGUCAGAAUAAUGCAAGAUGCAUGUUGUAUAGCUCAAAAUGGUUAAUCCAUUUUUGUGUAGCAUAUAACAAUAGGUUAGCUUAAUGUCAUCUUUGUACUUGAUCAUUAUCAGUUCUUGUCAAAACAAGUAAAUUAUGAAAAUAAAUUAAAUGAAAGUUGUUUUCUGAGA